AUGACACACGCAGAUCUCAGCAAUCGUGCUCGGAUCGUACAUCUUGUUGUGACACAUGGUUCUGAUCAAUAUGACAUUCAUUUUCAUAUGGAUCGGCCACCAUUGGUUCGAGAUCUUAUGGAACAAUUGCAAGGUAAAACUCAUGUUACAAUGGUAAAUCAACAAGUGUUCUAUCGUGGUCAACGUUUACAUGAUAGUCCAAAUAAACCUCUAGAUCAGUUUGGUAUAUUCAAUGGAAAUCAAAUAAAUUUAGUUGGAGAAACAAUGACUGGCUCAGAAGAAGAGCACUUUCGACAUCUGUCGAGUAUAGGAAAAGAUGUUAAAACUACUGAUAUUAUACUCGAAUGUAUAUGUCAUGAAUUGGACAAUCUAAAACAACGACAACCACCACGUGAUCAAUGUGAACAAUAUCUUCGUGAUUUAUACGCACGCAACGAACAGUGCCGUUUAAAUUUCCAAACUUUCCAAACCCAAGUGAUGAAUAUCACUGCAUCACCAUCCGAAAAAGAAGCAUAUAGAGUAAAAACUGAACUCAAUGCAUUGAUUCGAGAUCGAAUAGACAUUGUGUCGAAUGUUUCAUAUGCAAUAUCAUCGUAUCAAGGUGGACACAAUGGAUAUCGUCUUCCUACCAAUGAUGAUUAUCUUUUUCAUAAACAUUAG
Messenger RNA from Adineta ricciae, 660 nucleotides. Lineage: Eukaryota; Metazoa; Rotifera; Eurotatoria; Adinetida; Adinetidae. The record is from the annotation of a GenBank genome assembly.